CCAAGACGUAUAAAUCCAGGAUCGAUCUCAGGCAUCGCGUCGUCCCCUGUAGCUCGCUUGUCAAAACGCAUUUAUAAAAUGUAGUAUAGUAAUUAUGACGGUUAAAAAUGUUUUACUGAACUCCAGUUGAACCUAGACGGUGACCGGAGGAUGAGUUUCGAGGCAAAGCGAUGCGGAGUCCAGUUCAGUCCUCCGUCUCUGGUUUUAAUCUACGAACACAAGGACACGAAACGCGUCCGAAAGAGAAUCAUACCCGUGCGGAACUUCUCCAAAUAUUCUGACUACAGCAUGGCAGCGGAGAGGCUGAAGAACCACCCUCGGCACAGGGACUACCUGGAGGGCGUGCCCCAGAGCCAGCUGGAGAAGCUUCACCUCAUCCUCCGAGACCACAUGGAGGGCCUCAGUCUGGAGCGCAGCCUGGCCUCCUUCCGCCUGGACCCCGACGAGGACCUGAACAAACUGGACGACGACGGGCUGGCCCGCAAGAAGGGCCAAAUGGACGAACUGUUCGAGAGGAACCGGCGGCGCAAAGACGACCCCGACUUUGUCUACGACGUGGAGCAGGAUUUCGACAAGACCGCGCAAGGGAAGUGCAGCUGGGACGAAGAGUCCGACGAUGGAUUUUAAAACUCAAAGAUCUGACUCCGCUCAAGCGUCCAUCUAAAGUGAUGCUGAUGUCGGGCGGUUCUUUUCAGGGUUGACUCCGUGAACUUGUGAACUUUUGUCAGCUAAUUAAAGCGAUAAUAUUCUGCCCACCUCAUUCACAAUCGAUAAGAGUGGCUUGGAUAUUAUAAACACCGAUACGAUUCAACAUCUGUGGACUAAAGCGCACACAAUCCCUUUUUUAAAUUGAACUGAAACGGUUUCAACAAAGUGAACCUCCACGAAGGUUAAAUUUGCUGCUUGACGGACGUAAGAAGAGUUAAAUCGUCUUAAUUAAAACAUAAUAAAAUGGCACGAAGAGUUUUGGAUAUGAGGGAAAGUGCAUUCUGGUACUACAGAAAGAGAUUAAAGUUCCUAAAUAACUGCAGCAAUAAACACGAGGUCCCAUUUGGGCUUUAAGGACAUCUUAAAAAACCACACCAAACAGUUCAUUUAAAAAAAAACGUCUGAUUGAAAUAACGCAUGAAUAAUAGUGAAUAUUUAUUUGUUAUAAAAUACUGAAUUUUACAAAAUACAAAGACUUUGGCUCGAUUAUUUUGUGGCUUUACACUGAACGUAUUAUUCACAGUUGAAUAGGAAAAGAUAGUAAAAUCCUAUUAAAUAAAAUUUGAGUGUACACCAAUAAGCAAUACAACAUAUAUAUCUUUUGGAGAAAAAUUGGCCACAAAAUAUUGUUUGAUAUCAUACAAAGAUAAAUGUGUGUAUUAUAUAUUCCGUAUGGUUUGAAGUGAUGCGCUGUGGCAGAGCUUUAAAGGAGCUAAACUACAUCAUAAAACCUCUUCAGGGGGACAUUUUAUUCAAAGUGCUUAAAUACCUCAUUCAGUUGACGAGAGACACCGACUGACUGACCAUUAGUACCAAAAUACAUUCAAACAUGUCACAGGUUCCUUGAAAAUUAAUAAAGAAUACACGUUCA
Messenger RNA from Cyclopterus lumpus (lumpfish), 1579 nucleotides. RefSeq names its product centrosomal protein 19 (gene cep19). Gene Ontology annotation, cellular component: spindle pole; ciliary basal body; centrosome. NCBI's taxonomy places the organism in Eukaryota, Metazoa, Chordata, Actinopteri, Perciformes, Cyclopteridae. The transcript is spliced from 2 exons. Gene Ontology annotation, biological process: trans-Golgi to periciliary membrane compartment transport; microtubule anchoring at centrosome. The record is from RefSeq and is a predicted model, not a curated record. The coding region runs from base 151 to 627 and encodes 158 amino acids.